Rotaria sordida is the source of this 405-nucleotide messenger RNA. Lineage: Eukaryota; Metazoa; Rotifera; Eurotatoria; Philodinida; Philodinidae. The record is from the annotation of a GenBank genome assembly.
AUGCUCCCAGCUGAUACUUUCGUCUUAGUUGAAAAUGCUAAACAUCAUUUAUUUAUUGCUGACGGGAUUGGUAUUACUGUUUUAUCAUCAUUAAUUCAAGAAUUAUAUAAACAAGGCAAAUCAAAUUCUGCAAAACUAAUUCAUUGUGUACCAUCAGAAAGUCAAGCUACUUUUGCUAAUCACUAUCAAAGUUUCUAUUUACCGAAUAGAAAUGAAGAACGAGCGAAAGCGAUUCUUCAAUGGCUAAACAAUCAAACUGAACGAAAUAUUGUUGUUAUCUCGUAUAAUUUAAUGUUGAAAGCAUUAUUUCAAUUACAUAAUCAACUUAUUGAUAUGAAGAAUGAUGAAAUAACAAUGUUAGAGUUUUUCAUUCAAUUACAAAUAGGCGAGCAAAUAAAAAAUUAA